AUGAAAAAGAAGCUUAAAGAGCUUCCAGUCUUCGUAAACUAUCGACCACCUGAAGAAGCUCCAAUUAACAAAAUCUUUAAGUCUCAUUUUGAAGAUGGAAAGAGAAUGUGCGGACGACCAAAUAUUUCCUGGAAGGAAGCUGUUGAUAGAGAUAGCAUAGCAUUUGGUAUUAGCUAUGGCAGAGUCAGAGUCUUUUUCAGACGACAACUAAGCGAGGCUAUGGAUCACAAUUGA
Messenger RNA from Chironomus riparius, 234 nucleotides. The record is from the annotation of a GenBank genome assembly. Lineage: Eukaryota; Metazoa; Arthropoda; Insecta; Diptera; Chironomidae.